UUUAUUAUAGGUGACAGCAACCACAUAUAAGUAAAACCCUACAUGUAUUUGUUGUUGCCUUUGGUCCAAGCAUCAAGUCAAAAUCAGCUGUUCAUUUGCAGUGUGAUUUGCUUGUAAAACGUACGCUGGAAAUAGUCACAAAAUAAAAAGUCGCCUUUCCCAGAGUUCAUUGAAGAUGUCGUAUGUAGCUUAUGUGCAAGGUAUAUUUAUUAUGUGUGAAUUAAUUUGCCAAGGGCAUGCAUAAGGUGAAAUUGAAUGUUGAGAGUGAAGUUUGGACGUGGAAAAAUUUUAAAAUAGAGAAACAUAACGCAAAAAAAGUUCAAAACAAUGACAAAAUUAAAGUCUCACUGCGUACAGAAAGUAAUGAUAUUGAUGGCUAUCAGAAAUCCACCUUGGCUGCUAAUGACUAUGAUGACUUCAUACUAAAUACUGUUGAGAUGCGCAUACCAUAUUGCAUAAAAAUGUUUGCUUCAUGUUUUUUGUGGAAAAUCGAUCGCUAUGAUUGACAUC
Messenger RNA from Anastrepha ludens (Mexican fruit fly), 510 nucleotides. RefSeq names its product eukaryotic translation initiation factor 3 subunit J-like. The transcript is spliced from 3 exons. Lineage: Eukaryota; Metazoa; Arthropoda; Insecta; Diptera; Tephritidae. The record is from RefSeq and is a predicted model, not a curated record. Bases 237 to 506 code for a protein of 89 amino acids.